AUGGCACCUUUCUUCUGGCUCCCAGGAAUCCUGUCACUGCUGCUUGUUCUGCACUGGGAACAUGGGGCAGGGAGCCCCACUCCUGACAAGGCCACCUGCACCACAGACCACCCAUGUCCCAGCAACCUCAUGACUCAGAUCAAGAACCAGCUGGAACAGCUCAACAGUACUGCCAACACCCUCUUUGUUCUCUACUACACGGCCCAGGGUGAGCCAUUCCCCAGUGAAGUGGACAAGCUGUGUGGCGGCCAUGACUUGACAAACUUCCCACCCUUCCACGCCGAAGGCACGGAGAAGGACAAGCUGGUGGAGCUGUACCGCAUCAUUGCCUACUUUAACAUCUCCCUGGGCAACAUCAUGGAGGACCAGAAGACCCUCAACCCCAAUGACCAGAACCUCCACAGCAAGCUGAGCUCCACGGCAGACACUGUUCGGGGGCUCCUCAACAACGUGCUCUGCCACCUGUGCAAUGAGUACAACAUGGGCCAUGUGGACAUGUCCUUUGGCCCUGAUAUCUCAGGCAACGAUAUCUUCCACAAGAAGAAGCUGGGCUGUCAGUGCCUGUUUAAUUAUAAGCAGGUCAUUGCUGAGCUGACCCAGGCUUUCUAGGCAGAGGAUUUU
Messenger RNA from Trichechus manatus latirostris (Florida manatee), 621 nucleotides. RefSeq names its product leukemia inhibitory factor-like. The record is from RefSeq and is a predicted model, not a curated record. Gene Ontology annotation, molecular function: growth factor activity; leukemia inhibitory factor receptor binding; cytokine activity. The transcript is spliced from 2 exons. Lineage: Eukaryota; Metazoa; Chordata; Mammalia; Sirenia; Trichechidae. Gene Ontology annotation, biological process: regulation of cell differentiation; immune response; leukemia inhibitory factor signaling pathway. Gene Ontology annotation, cellular component: extracellular region. The coding region runs from base 1 to 609 and encodes 202 amino acids.